This is a messenger RNA of Sitophilus oryzae (rice weevil), 987 nucleotides long. RefSeq lists its product as uncharacterized. The transcript is spliced from 4 exons. Bases 189 to 938 code for a protein of 249 amino acids. Lineage: Eukaryota; Metazoa; Arthropoda; Insecta; Coleoptera; Curculionidae. The record is from RefSeq and is a predicted model, not a curated record.
ACCAAACACACGCGUCGGCCCAAAAUUCCAAUUCCUAUCAAUCGCACUCAUCUAUUAUUCAAAAAAGGUCCGAGCUACAAAAAUUCAGUUACUCUCUACGAAAGUUCCACCACUCCUUUUUUGGCUCUCCGCAAUAUAAAUAAUUAGGUUUAAACAAUAUCGUUAUCACUAAGUGCGAAGACGCAAAAAUGAGAACUGUAGCGGUUAUUUGUACUAUUGUUCUCCUUUCCUCUUAUGGACAUGUAUAUGGCCAGGAUUUUGGAUAUACAGAUUUUAAGGAUCUCUUACAGAUUGGAGGGAAAGUAGAAAUAACCGAAGUAGCUAAACCCAUUACACCAAGAAGCUUUGACAAACCGCUGGAAGAUGAUAUUGAAGAUUUUAUUAAAUCCAACGAGAUAUCAAUGGAAACUCCUUUUGGUUCUUCUGUAACUUUAAACGGAAGAAGUUUAGAUAAUGGAGAAGUAGAUUUGAAGCUACGUUUGGGCUCAGGAAACGCCGUUGAAGCAAGAAAGAAAUCGAAAAUCAAGAAAAUUAUUGCACCAAUCUUAAUUGUUCUUGUACUGAAAGCCAUCACAUUAAUUCCACUGGCUCUUGGUAUACUGGGUAUCAAAACCUGGAAUGCUUUACAACUGUCAUUUGUAUCGUUCGUCACUUCCAUCGUUCUGGCAGUGUGGAAACUUUGCGCAAAGUUCUCUGAUCACCAUCACCAUGCACCACACGUUAUCCAUGAAGCAGUUCACGAUGUCCAUGUACCUCAUCACGUACCUCAUGUUAUCCACGAGGCGGUCCAUGAUGUUCAUGUACCUCAUCACGUUGUACAUCAUGAUCACCACGAAGAACAUCUUGUCCAUCACGAUCCAUGGGACCACCAUUACCACAGAUCGGACGAUGCUCAACAAAUGGCUUACAGUGCCUAUGUACCUGAAAACAAACCAUAAAUUUUGGUUUAUUUAUUUUAAAUUAUUUAUUGUAUUUUGUAAAAUAGAA